AUGGCUAUGUUUCAGGAGAACUUGAGCAGCCACUCUCUACUGCCGCACCCCGCAUCCAAAAUCAUGCUGGUGCCUCGGAAGCCUGUGGGGUUUUCCUCACAGCCCUUGAGACAGCAGCCCAAAAUCGACGGACCCACAGUGCGGGCUGGUUCCGGGAAAAGGCACAUAAACAUAAAAAGACGCCCCGUGGGCGCUGGGUUCCCCCAGUGGUUCCACGACAAGAUCAAGCUGCCGACGUCUGCGACGUUCCCGGAGUCCCUGGCCAUUCUGAGCAGGUUCGACGAGCCUCGGCCAUUAAGGCGAGAAAUUAGCGUACCUCGUGUUCCUGUGCCCAAACGACAAGCUCUUCUGGAGCGGUGGUCGUUUGAAACAUUCGAACCAAGUCUGUCGGGCCUAACUAGCAGCUCGACGGAAUGUGUUUAA
This is a messenger RNA of Wickerhamiella sorbophila, 423 nucleotides long. RefSeq lists its product as hypothetical. NCBI's taxonomy places the organism in Eukaryota, Fungi, Ascomycota, Dipodascomycetes, Dipodascales, Trichomonascaceae. The transcript has a single exon. The coding region runs from base 1 to 423 and encodes 140 amino acids. The record is from RefSeq and is a predicted model, not a curated record.